Molecule: messenger RNA, 651 nt
Organism: Saprolegnia parasitica CBS 223.65
Lineage: Eukaryota; Oomycota; Saprolegniomycetes; Saprolegniales; Saprolegniaceae
Exons: 1
Coding region: 1-651 (216 amino acids)
Molecular function (GO): lipid binding
Source: RefSeq, a predicted model, not a curated record
AUGUCUUCAAUGGACAAGUCCCAGACCAACCACUACCUCGACCUCGCCGACCAAAGCAUCUUCGAGAUCCUUGCCAAAGACGACGGCUCCGACAAGACCACCACGUGGAGCCACGUCAAGGACACUGACGGCGUCUCUGUCGACCGCGGUAUCAACGCCCACUCGCCAUGGAACGCCAUCAAGGCCACGACGACGGUCCACUGCAGCGCCAACGACCUCGCGUCCAAGCUCAACGACCCACAGCAGAUGCACAUCUUUGACGAGAUGACCGACAACUGCCGCAUCAUCGAGGCGCUCAACCCGGCCGAGACCAAGACGAUCCGGUAUGUGCAGGCCAAGCCGGUGUUUCCGACGACGGCACGCGACUUUCUCGUCGUGACGAGCGAGCAGCGCCUCGAGGACGGCUCCAUCGUCAUUGGCACCAAGAGCGUCGAGCAUGAUAGCGUGCCGGUCAGCAAGCACUUUGUGCGCGCGCACACGCACGUGUCGGGGUACAUUAUUCGUCCGCUGACGCCGACGUCGUGCUCGGUGACGUUGAUUGUGCACAUGGACCUCGGCGGCUACAUGCCGGCGUACGUGAUCAACCUCUUGUCGGUGGCGUCGCCGAUCCAGUUGCUGAAGCGGUUCCGUGUUCUGUACGGUCGCGCGUAA